AUGGUCUCGGUUAGUGACCCGGCCGAGAUCCUAAAUCUAUAUAGCUUCACUGGGAAGUUCGUGAAGUCUGACUUUUACCACGUCCUCCUAUUCUACGCCAAAGGCAAGCCAGUACCCACUAUCUUCGCAACACAGAACGAAAAUCUGCACCGAAUGCUCAAGAAGCCGAUUGCAGGCAUCUACUUGAUGAGUAAUCUAAUGUCUUUUAAGCCCUAUGUUGACACGACCAUUAGCUACUUCUUUGCCCGACUGGACAAGCUUUUCGUACAGACGGGCGAUGUGUGUGACUUAGGCGCCUGGUUGCAAAUGUUUGCAUUUGACGUUAUGGGAGAACUCACUUUCUCCAAGCGCUUGGGUUUUCUGGAGCGAGCAGAAGAUGUCGAUGGGAUCAUGGGAUCCAUUUGGCAUUACUUCCAUAAGACGUCCCCGGUCGACUGGCUAUGGGCCAAAAAUCCCAUCCUCCAACGCCUACAGUCCGUUCGCAUGAACCCCAUCGUUGGAUUCGGGCUCGCGCGCAUUGCAGAACGCAAAAGUGCGGCCAAAAACCCCUCCGACAAAGAGUCUUCGACCAACUCUCGUGAUUUCCUUUCGCGCUUCCUUGAAGCCCAAGCCAAGGACAAGUCCAUCCCACCCUGGGCCCUUAUAGCACGGACAACCUCCAACGUAACCGCCGGAAGCGACACGACCGCGAUCCUCCUCCGUACCACGAUCCAUAGACUUCUUUCGCACCCGGCCACCCUUUCCCGCCUCCUGUCCGAAUUGGCCUCCCUCCCGCACUCCGCACCCUCCACUCCUGCAAGCGCACUCUCUCCCCUAACUCGACGCGUGCAUCAAAGAAGCUGGGCGUCUGCAUCCGCCCUUCGGGCUGCCGCUAGAACGGGUCGUGCCGCCCGAGGGAGCGACAGUGUGUGGGCAAAGGUUUGA
Molecule: messenger RNA, 924 nt
Organism: Endocarpon pusillum Z07020
Lineage: Eukaryota; Fungi; Ascomycota; Eurotiomycetes; Verrucariales; Verrucariaceae
Exons: 4
Coding region: 1-924 (307 amino acids)
Molecular function (GO): iron ion binding; monooxygenase activity; oxidoreductase activity, acting on paired donors, with incorporation or reduction of molecular oxygen
Source: RefSeq, a predicted model, not a curated record